AUAGUGUUUUUGCUCCAUGUAUCGCGCGGACAAGUUUUGCUCCAAGGCAUUGAUGUUGGUGGCUAGAUUCCAAGCCAACUGCAAACCUUAUCGGUGUGUUCAUCUAGUGUGAAGGCGAAGAUGGAGGAGAAGGUGGAGGUGGAUGGAGGUGGAUGGAGGUGGAGGUGGAGGUGGAGGUGGAGGUAGAGGCAAAGGUGAAGGCGCAGCUGAAGCCAGAGGUGGGAUCAAGAUCGGAGGUUAUGAGAGCAAAGGCAGGGAGGAUAUGUUAGUUUCCACGGGUGCUAGUGUUAUGGGAAAAAAAGCAAAUAUAAUGCCUUUGACUGGAAUGAUGGAUAAAUAGUUGGAAAAGCACAUGAUGUAAUUUGGAAUUUACAACUGAAAGUUGAGUGUUUGAAUAAGGAAGUGGAGGAACUUGAAAGAGAUAAAUUUAUUGAUGUUAAGAAAGCUAUUGAGAAGCUAAUGGAUCGUGUAAGGUUCGAAGGGAAGAAUGAAGUUGGAAAGUUGCUAAUCAAUUUCUCAAUUGUGGUUGUGCUUGUAAAUUCAGAAUUUAGUUUAUAGCAUUUGGUAGAGUUAUAUUAUGGAUGUUAGAAAAUGCCAUGAAUUUCAAACUCUGAAUUCUUUAUCUUCUUUUGCUAUGUAUGAAUCAUGAACAAUGUAUGUAAUUUUUUCAGCUUUUGACAAUGAAAAGCAGAUGUAAUUAUUUUAUAAUUGAACUCCAGGUUCUGGUCUUUUUAUUUUUGGUUCAAACUCCAAAUUUUUUGUCUUGUUUUUAUUUGACCAAAAUCCAUCUAAGUUCUAUUCUCUUCUUAUGUAUACAUAUACAAAUGUAUCCAAUUUCCUGUCUUCCUUUUUAUUUGAGCCAUCCAGGUUGUGUUCUCUUUUUCUUUAUAUACAUAUACAAAUAUAUCCAAGUUCCUAUC
Rubroshorea leprosula is the source of this 920-nucleotide messenger RNA. The record is from the annotation of a GenBank genome assembly. NCBI's taxonomy places the organism in Eukaryota, Viridiplantae, Streptophyta, Magnoliopsida, Malvales, Dipterocarpaceae.